Molecule: messenger RNA, 638 nt
Organism: Moneuplotes crassus
Lineage: Eukaryota; Ciliophora; Spirotrichea; Euplotida; Euplotidae
Source: the annotation of a GenBank genome assembly
UGAAAGUUGAAGGGAAAUGGGGUAAACCUCCUAAAGCAAUAAGACCUCCUAACAGGCCAAUUCGACAUCAUGAGAGUACACACUUAUAAAUAACGACUCUUAUCCAGAACAAAGUAUCUUCAAUGAAAUUAGAACUGAUGGAAUAUCAACUAGGUUUGGCACUUCUGAUCCUAAGCUAGACGUUGCUUAUCAAGAGUGAGAGAAGAUAAAUAUGCUCCUGUUGGAAGAGAAAUAAACUUCAGCAAAGAAGACGUUUAAUGCGUAUGGAUCAAUUUAAUAACAGCUCUUCCUCAAGUCCUUCAAAAACAAACAAGCAUGCUAAUGAAAAAUCUCAAUAUACAACUUUUGGAGAGAAAUCGCAUCUAAAAAGAGCAAGACAGCAACUUUCUCAAAAUGGAUCUAUUUCAAAAACAAGUUCACCCAAAAGAGGAGGUUCAGGGCCUCUAAACCAAUUUUCUACCAAAAAAUUUCAGAAUAAAUUCCUGACCUCGAAUACUGAAAUACCUCCACCCCAACCUUUCCAGACAUCAAAGCUUGGAGGUAUAAAAGAGUAUUAUCAGAACCAGCCACUCGCAAGAUCGCAGCUAAAGUUAAUUUUGGAUAGGAUGUCUUCCCAGAAUUCUCUUAGCAUCAAAUAA